This is a messenger RNA of Aspergillus bombycis, 1518 nucleotides long. Its product is annotated as cytochrome P450. NCBI's taxonomy places the organism in Eukaryota, Fungi, Ascomycota, Eurotiomycetes, Eurotiales, Aspergillaceae. Gene Ontology annotation, molecular function: heme binding; monooxygenase activity; iron ion binding. The record is from RefSeq and is a predicted model, not a curated record. The transcript has 4 exons. Bases 1 to 1518 code for a protein of 505 amino acids.
AUGUAUAUCCUACUCCUCCUCCCCGUCCUCAUCGUAUCCUACCACGUUCUUCACCUUAUCUCCACUACCUUGACAACAAAAUCCCUCCUAUCCGUUCCUGGGCCGUUCAUCACUCGUCUCACAAAAUUAUGGUACUUUGAUCGUGUCCGACGGGGCCAUUUUGAAGAGGAUAAUGUCCGUCUUCAUGAGCGGUAUGGUCCGGUUGUGCGCAUCGCCCCGGACCAUUACAGUAUUAGUGACCGGGCCGCGGUGAAGCUCGUCUACGGGACGGGGACCAAAUUUACCAAGUCGGCGUGGUACGAGGGGUGGAAGCAUCCGAGUCCCGAGCGAUGGACGUUAUUUCCUGAUCGGGAUGUUCGGAGACAUGCCGAAACAAGGAAGAGAUUCUCAGGAUUGUAUUCGAUGAGUUCGUUGGUGCACUAUGAGGAAUUUGUGGACCACUGCGCCGAUAUCUUCUCCCAGCGGUUGACGGAGUACGCGCAGCGGGAAGGAAGUCUCAACCUUGGGCACUGGUUCCAAUGUUAUGCUUUUGACGUAAUUGGAGAGAUUACAUUCGGAAAGCGAUUCGGGUUCUUGGACCAGGGCGACGACAUCGAAGGGACCAUCGCUGCACUGCAGAAGACCAUGAUGUACAGUACUCUGAUCGGGAUCUACCCAGAAUGGCAUCCACGGCUAUUCGAGCUUCUGAGCCAUUUCAAGUGGUCUGGCGCGGGCGGAAGAACAUACAUCAUGCGGUACGUGCAGGAGAAAAUUCGCCGACACAGUGAGCCUGCCAAGCGUGAUCCGGAGCAAGGGACGCUGCAGACGCAGGACUUUCUCGAGAAGAUGAUCCUCGCCCGAGACAAGGAUCCAGAAAAGGUCACUGAUUAUCACUUAUUCAUGAUGGGUUUGUCGAAUGUGAUUGCCGGUUCAGAUACUACCGCCAUCAGUCUUUCGUCGAUAAUGUACCACCUGCUGCACUAUCCUGCCGUUUUAGAGAAGCUUCGUCGCGAAGUUGAUGAAUUUACCGCACAAGGCCGCUGCAGUUCUCGUGUGACGUUCAAAGAGAGUCAAGAAAUGCCUUACUUCCAGGCCGUCAUGAAGGAGGCUCUUCGUAUGCACAGUGCCACUGGUCUCCCGCUGUGGAGGGUCGUUCCCGCUGGUGGUGCGGAGAUCAGUGGAUAUUACUUCCCGGAGGGUAGUACGGUAGGAAUAAACACUUGGGUGGCACAUUAUGACGAAGAGAUAUACCCAGAUGCAAAGAAGUUUCGCCCAGAGCGCUGGAUAGAAGCAGAGUCUGAUCCAGAAAGACUGAAAAUUAUGAAUGAGAUGUACAUGCCGUUUGGUCUCGGAUCGAGAACGUGUCUUGGAAAACAUAUCUCCAUUCUCGAGAUGUCGAAAUUGAUUCCCCGUCUUAUUCGGGACUUCGACUUUGCUACCACAGGCCAAAAGUGGUCUACUGAGAACUAUUGGUUUGUCAAGCCAACUGAUUUUGUUGUGAAAGUCCGCAGACGGACAUCCAGUAUCAAAAAAGCCUAG